AUGUCACAUACACCGUGGAAGGUUGUGGAUGCCGUGCUUACCGAUAACUUGUGGGUAGAUCGCAUACAACAGCUUGGCAAAGACGAAAUCCGCCUGAUCAGAGUCCUCCCAACGAGGACGUCCACAAUCAAGCUCGAAAUAUUGCACAGAUCCAUCACAAGCCCUCCAGACUACGUGGCGGUAUCUUACACCUGGGGGGAUCCGGGAGACACCAAACGCUUAGACCUCGAUGGUACAGAAAUCCGUGUUUCUUCCAGCCUCCAUGGCGCGUUGAGGGCACUUCGACAGCACCAAGAAUCAGUUCUCGUAUGGGUAGAUGCACUCAGUAUUAACCAGCAAGACUCUGUGGAGAAGACCCUGCAAAUACAGCUCAUGACAAGAAUCUACAGGUUAGCAAAGUCUGUAGCCAUUUGGCUGGGACCUGAAGCAGAUGAGAGCGAUUCCGCCACGAGAUUUCUCAAAGAAGUGGCCCAGAAACCAGAUGCCAGGGACUUCACACCACUCAUUUCAUCAGGCAUAAGGAAGGCGGAAGUACGCGCUGUUAUCUCUCUAUUCGAGAGAGAGUAUUGGAACCGACUAUGGGUUGUUCAAGAGGUCUUCAAUGCUCGCAAGAUCCUGGUUUAUUGUGGCUCCAGUGUUCUCCCGUGGGAAACUUAUACGGACGCUGCCAGUGUUUUCCGGAACAAUAUGAAGGUCUUGAACCGCUAUUUGUCUGGCACUGAACAAGGCAAGACCUAUACAGGAGUCUCGCGGAAUCACUUCACCUACGCCGCAAUCCUAGCAAAUCAUGGCCCUUCGAGUCUUCCUAAGAGUCGAUCCCUUACCGGGUUCAUUUUUGGGGAGUACUCUUUACUGGAGGUAAUGAGGGCAUGCAGAACCAAAAAUGCGACUGAUCCAAAGGAUAAAGUGUUUGGAACCCUGGGCUUACUCUCUGAAGAGUUGCGAAAUGAUAUUAGAGUCGACUACAGAUCGACUGUAAAGUCAAUCUACACACACAUCGUCGACUUGAUCGUGUCAACCACAGGACGUUUGGAUGUCAUUUGCGAUUCUAUCCAUUAUCCACUGCACGCGAACAACGCUAGCCUCCCUUCUUGGGUCCCUGACUGGUCACAUAAUCCUGGCACAAAGGCCAUGGGCGCCAUGAACCUCACUUCAAAGUUUUCGGCAUCUUUAAGCCAGAAGGCAAAAGUUGCCUUGGACGGCAAUUUAUUGGAGUUGAGUGGCGUCGAAAUCGACACCAUAGAAGUUCACGGUAUUGCGGUUGGCCCUCUAGGAAAGCUGGCCGAUUACCUGAUGGCGUUUGUCCAUUGGAGGGCAUUGUUCCUGGGACAAUACAAAGGAGAAAAACUUGACAACCAGUAUCACUUCUUCCGAGCGCUUUGUCUUAAUCAAAUGCCCUCGGAAGUGAAAAGUCCCGGGGACUGGGUGACGGCUUGCAACCACGUCUUCGCAUCCUUGCUACGUGAACGUCUGCCUGAGCUCCCUCUUGACCGGGAACUCGAGGAUUACGUCCACGCUACAAGAACGAUCGGACCCCAGGAUCGACGACAGUUUCUUCAAGAACACUUUGGAGACCGUCGCCUCGGGAUGGGGUCAGGCUACAUGGCUGUCGGCGAUGCCAUUAUUGUGCCGUUUGGUUGUUCUACCCCUAUCAUCAUCCGUCCGGAAGGGAGUGACGGGGGUUACCGCUACGUUGGAGACGCUUAUCUCAACGGCUUUAUGUACGGGAGAGCGAUUGACCAGUGGAGAAAGGGGGAAAGGAAGGAACUAAAGUUCAAGUUGCGCUGA
This is a messenger RNA of Colletotrichum godetiae, 1788 nucleotides long. RefSeq names its product heterokaryon incompatibility protein-domain-containing protein. The coding region runs from base 1 to 1788 and encodes 595 amino acids. The transcript is spliced from 3 exons. Lineage: Eukaryota; Fungi; Ascomycota; Sordariomycetes; Glomerellales; Glomerellaceae. The record is from RefSeq and is a predicted model, not a curated record.